AUGCCUAGCACCACCGUCAACACCUCGCGCUGGUGGAAGUCGCGAAAUCUGCGCACCCUGAACUUGCUGCUGAUCUUCCCCAUGCUGUCCAUCUUCACGCAGGGCUUCGACGGUUCCAUGAUGAACGGCCUCCAGUCGGUCGAAAACUGGCGCGACUAUUUCGGCGAGCCCAAGGGCGCGACUCUUGGCCUGUUCAACGCUGCAUACCCCAUCGGCGGCCUCUGUGCCAUUCCUUGCGUCUCGUUCGUCAGCGAUACAUUCGGUCGCCGUAUCGGUCUCGCCACGGGAGCUAUACUGUGUUGCAUAGGUGCUACUCUCCAGGCCUCCGCUCAGAAUCUUCCCAUGUUCGUCGUUGCACGCGGUAUUCUUGGCUGCGGCACCGUCUUCCUCGGCUCAUCCGGAGCUCCCCUGAUUACCGAACUGGCCCAUCCGGAUCACAGAGCCACGGCCACGGCUCUCUUCAACACUUCGUACGCUCUCGGCUCCAUUGUUGCGGCCUGGGCGACGUUUGGGACAUUCAGGAUCAACUCGAGCGCUUCCUGGCGUAUCCCCUCAGCGCUCCAGGGAAUGCCCUCGGUUAUCCAGCUGAUCGGCCUGUACUUUGUUCCCGAGAGUCCCCGUUGGCUUGUGUCCAAGGAUCGAAACGAAGAGGCGCUCAGUUUCCUCGCCAAGUACCACGCCGAAGGAAAUGAACAGGAUGAACUUGUUCAAUUCGAGUACAACGAGAUCCGGGACGCUCUGGCCUAUGAGAGAAGCAUCGAUCGUGGCAGCUGGAUUCAAAACUACGUCGAAUUCGUGCGCACCCCGGGUAACAGGAAGCGACUGUUUAUCCUUCUAUGGACCGCAUGCAUCUCUCAAAUGUCUGGAAACGCCUUUAUUUCGUAUUACCUCGCCCCGGUGUUAACGUCCGUCGGUCUCACCACCAGCUUGGAACAAACUCUCAUCAACGCCACGCAGCAAACCCUUUCCUGGUUCUCCGCGCUCUACUUUGCGACGCUUCCUCAGAAGGUCGGCCGUCGCUUCCUGUUCCUCGGCUCUGGCUGUGCCAUCUUCAUUUGCCUGGUUUGCAUCACAGCCGGAAGUGCCGUUUUCGCCAACGACGCUUCCAACAAGGCUGCUGGCGGCGCCGUCGUUGCAUUCCUCUACCUCUUCUCUCCGGCAUACAACUUGGGCCUCAACGGAAAUCUGGGUCUCUACAUUACCGAGAUCCUGCCCUUCAACAUGCGCAUGAGAGGUCAGGCAUGCUUCCAACUGUUCGCGACCUCCUUUUCGCUCCUUUCGACCUACGCGGUCCCUGUCGGCCUGGAGAACAUGGCCUGGAAGUUUUACAUCAUCUUUAUCCCCUGGGUUGUCAUUGAGUUUACGGUCCUGUACUUUGUCUACCCCGAGACCAAGGGCCCGUCGCUCGAGGAAAUUGCAUUUAUCUUUGAUGGACCGGACGCCACCAUCUCGCGAGUUGAGAAGAUGGAUGAAGCUGGGCGCAUUGAGAUGGAAGAGAAAGUGUGAUGCCAUGUACUACUACCACAAUUCAGCUCUAGAGAUAGCACGCCCUCAAUCA
Molecule: messenger RNA, 1558 nt
Organism: Ilyonectria robusta
Lineage: Eukaryota; Fungi; Ascomycota; Sordariomycetes; Hypocreales; Nectriaceae
Product: general substrate transporter
Exons: 2
Coding region: 1-1506 (501 amino acids)
Biological process (GO): transmembrane transport; carbohydrate transport
Cellular component (GO): membrane
Molecular function (GO): carbohydrate:proton symporter activity
Source: RefSeq, a predicted model, not a curated record